This is a messenger RNA of Pochonia chlamydosporia 170, 855 nucleotides long. Its product is annotated as MFS transporter. The transcript has 7 exons. Gene Ontology annotation, molecular function: basic amino acid transmembrane transporter activity. Bases 1 to 855 code for a protein of 284 amino acids. Gene Ontology annotation, biological process: transmembrane transport; basic amino acid transport. The record is from RefSeq and is a predicted model, not a curated record. NCBI's taxonomy places the organism in Eukaryota, Fungi, Ascomycota, Sordariomycetes, Hypocreales, Clavicipitaceae. Gene Ontology annotation, cellular component: fungal-type vacuole membrane.
AUGUACAGAAGAUUAUGUGAUAAUUUCGGUAGUCUGCGCUCUCUUCUGGUCGCUUACGGCACAUUUUGCGUUGGUAGCACACUGUGCGGAAUCGGUCAGACAUACUGGCAAGUAAUUUUGGGCAGGAUAAUUGCCGGCUGCGGAGCUUCAGGGAUGGUCGCUCUGGCCUCCGUUAUCAUUACAGAGAUUGCCGAUCCAGCAGACGUCGCCGUUUUGCGAAGUUACGUAAAUUUAGUCUCGACAAUUGGGCUUUCCGGCGGUGGUCCCCUUGGUGGAUUUCUCGCAGCAUCCAUCGGUUGGAGAUGGCUGUUCCUAGGACAAGUCCCAAUUGCUAUUGCUUGUGGUUUACUUAUUGCACUAGAUCCGAGUGUAAAUUUGCCCCAACUCGAUCGAGAAGCCGAACAACAGCGACAGGGCUCUGAAAACGACAUGGAGGAUACGCCAACAGUCCUAGCUUUCGAUUUCCCAGGCGCAGUGACCCUUGCCAUAGCAACAGCGUCACUUCUGGCAGCAAUCGAUUUACAAAAUUCCCUUUCAUGGGGACACCCUCUUGUUUAUAGUUUAAUCAUUGCUGGGGUACUAUCCACCGUGGCGUUUCUGAUCCUUGAAACAUUUCCGGGCAACAGAGAGCUUUUAAUGCCCCUAAAGCUCCUACGAACAGAGAUCGGUGCAUUCUGCGCUGGACAGCUACUAAUAGUUGCCAGUGGCUACGGGUUCGUAUCUCAAAUAGCACCGUACUUUGCAAAUACACAAGGGGCGUCCGAUGCAGAAGGUGGAGGACGAACCGUCCCUUUCAGUACCGGCAAUGCCGUCGGCGCUCUACUCGCUGGGCAAAUCAUCAAAAGGCAAGACUGA